CAGCCAGAGCCAAUGGCGAUGGGCUGUGGAAAGGGGAACAGUUAAAUUUGUACUUUGGGUUGUGUGAAAACUUCUUUGGGGCCUCAUCAACAACCACAGAACCACAAGUUGGGUAGCCUGGCAGUGACAGAAGUCUGCACACAGUGGUCAGCAGGCAGGACGAAUCACACAGACUGCAAACCACAGGGUUUCACAGGGUGGUGAGCGCCAUCAACCCACAGCCAAGUCAUCGCUUUUUUUUUUUUUUUUAAUCUUUAACAAUUUGAAUAUUUCUUUUUGCAAAGGUAAAAGAAAUCACUUAGUCCCCUGUCUUCAGAAGAGUGCAUUUCAGGAGGAAGCCAUGGCUUCAGACAGCAUAUUUGAGUCAUUUCCUUCGUACCCACAGUGCUUCAUGAGAGAUGCCAGCACGAGCCGCCGCUUCACGCCGCCUUCCACCGCGCUGAGCCCGGGCAAGAUGAGCGAGGCGCUGCCGCUGGGCGCCCCGGACGCCGGCGCCGCCCUGGCCGGCAAGCUGAGGAGCGGCGACCGCAGCAUGGUGGAGGUGCUGGCCGACCACCCGGGCGAGCUGGUGCGCACCGACAGCCCCAACUUCCUCUGCUCCGUACUGCCGACGCACUGGCGCUGCAACAAGACCCUGCCCAUCGCCUUCAAGGUGGUGGCUCUGGGGGACGUCCCAGAUGGCACUCUGGUCACUGUGAUGGCUGGCAAUGAUGAAAACUACUCGGCUGAGCUGAGAAAUGCCACCGCAGCCAUGAAGAACCAAGUCGCAAGAUUCAACGACCUCAGGUUUGUCGGGCGCAGCGGAAGAGGGAAGAGCUUCACCCUGACCAUCACUGUCUUCACAAACCCUCCACAAGUCGCCACCUACCACAGAGCCAUCAAAAUCACCGUGGAUGGACCCAGGGAACCUCGAAGACACCGGCAGAAGCUAGAUGACCAGGCCAAGCCCGGGAGCUUGUCCUUCUCCGAGCGGCUCAGUGAGCUGGAGCAGCUGCGGCGGACAGCCAUGAGGGUUAGCCCACACCACCCAGCCCCCACACCCAACCGCGCCUCCGUGAACCACGCCGCUGCCUUUAACCCUCAGCCUCAGAGUCAGAUACAGGACUCUAGGCAGAUCCAGCCGUCCCCACCGUGGUCCUAUGAUCAGUCCUACCAGUACCUGGGAUCGAUCGCCUCUCCUUCCGUGCACCCAGCAACACCCAUCUCGCCUGGACGGGCCAGUGGCAUGACAACCCUCUCUGCCGAGCUUUCCAGCCGGCUCACAACCGCACCGGAUCUGACGGCCUUCGGCGACCCUCGCCAGUUCCCCGCGCUGCCCUCCAUCUCGGACCCGCGCAUGCACUACCCCGGCGCCUUCACUUACUCGCCCACGCCCGUCACGUCGGGCAUCGGCAUCGGCAUGCCAGCCAUGGGCUCGGCCACGCGCUACCACACGUACCUGCCGCCACCCUACCCCGGCUCGUCACAGGCGCAGGGCGGCCCGUUCCAGGCCGGCUCGCCGUCCUACCACCUGUACUACGGCGCUUCAGCCGGCUCCUACCAGUUCUCCAUGGUGGGUGGCGAGCGCUCCCCGCCGCGCAUCCUGCCGCCCUGCACCAACGCUUCUACGGGCUCGGCCCUGCUCAACCCCAGCCUCCCGAACCAGAACGACGGGGUGGAGGCCGAGGGCAGCCACAGCAACUCGCCCACCAACAUGGCGCCCACCGCGCGCCUCGAAGAGGCCGUGUGGCGGCCAUAUUGAGGCGCGCGCUUUCUGCGUCAUCAGGGAGCCCGCGGGCUUCCGGGAAUGCGUCCCCGUGUUACCAGGUCGCGCACUGGCCACGUGACAGCGCCUGGGAAGAACAACCUCCUGCAGAGCCCGGCUUCCGUCCGGAGGAGCCUCCAUAGGCCCAGCACCGGCCAGGGGUGAGCACGCUGCGGGGUCGCCCCCAGUCCGGGCCUCCAAGGCGCUUUCGCUUCCGAAGCCCAUGCAAUUCGCAAUUUCUGUUGGCCCAUCUCACAUUUUUCCAACCUGACACAACUUGAGGGUGUCCACCUCAACCACCGCUCGGACGCGUUGUAAGGCAAGCAGGAAGAUUCCCAUAGGGAAACUGUGAAUGCUUAUGAUUUAGUAAUGCUGUGAAUAAAAGAAAGAUUUUAUACCCUUGACUUUAACUUUUUAACCAAGUUGUUUAUUCCAAAGAGUGUGGAAUUUGUGUUUGGG
Messenger RNA from Trichechus manatus latirostris (Florida manatee), 2203 nucleotides. RefSeq names its product RUNX family transcription factor 1 (gene RUNX1). The transcript is spliced from 8 exons. The record is from RefSeq and is a predicted model, not a curated record. Gene Ontology annotation, molecular function: RNA polymerase II cis-regulatory region sequence-specific DNA binding; DNA-binding transcription factor activity, RNA polymerase II-specific; ATP binding. Gene Ontology annotation, biological process: ossification; regulation of transcription by RNA polymerase II; hemopoiesis. Lineage: Eukaryota; Metazoa; Chordata; Mammalia; Sirenia; Trichechidae. Bases 341 to 1741 code for a protein of 466 amino acids. Gene Ontology annotation, cellular component: nucleus.